Molecule: messenger RNA, 705 nt
Organism: Staurois parvus
Lineage: Eukaryota; Metazoa; Chordata; Amphibia; Anura; Ranidae
Source: the annotation of a GenBank genome assembly
UAACAUGUACGGCGCCGAAAGUUUGUCCCAGCGCACUAAUAACAUGGCAGAAUCAGACGGGGAUGUGGACUAAUUCUACAAACCUGACAUUUGUCCCGACUCGGAGUCACCAUCAAACUGCACUGAUUUGUCAGAUGACCUUCUCAUCAUUGAAGAAAUAUAUCCAAAAUGAAAUCACAAUAUCUGUUCAGUAUCCACCUUCCAUCUUUAUUACCACACCAGAAAUACAAAACCACAACAGCACUAACCGCACCACAAAUCAGGAGGUAACAGUGCAAGAAGGAAGCUCAUUGGCUCUGAAAUGUUCGGUGGACAGUAACCCAGAAUCGCAGGUGACCUGGAUGAAGGGAGAGAAGAACGUGCUCAUCGAGGGCAAUGGGAGUGAGCUUGUGCUCUAUCUGAGCAAUAUUAAAGCCAGCGGGGCAGAUAAUUAUCAUUGCUUGGCUCACAAUAAUCUCGGGGCCAUAAAUCAAACCUUCAUAAUCAUUGUGCAAUCUGCAUAUGUAUCUUUUAUUGUAGCGGAUAACACAAAGUAUUUUUUGAUUGCUGGUGCAGUCGGAAUUGCUGCCCUCUUGUUGGUUGCUCUUACGCUGAAGCUUCUGUUGAGUAGCAGGUGAGACAUUAUUAAAGCCGGGACAUUUGCUUUUUUAUUUGGCACAUAAACUGAUUUAACCAAUCAGAAGCUACCUCAAAGAAACAUUGUGU